Molecule: messenger RNA, 1545 nt
Organism: Cotesia glomerata
Lineage: Eukaryota; Metazoa; Arthropoda; Insecta; Hymenoptera; Braconidae
Exons: 3
Coding region: 149-1381 (410 amino acids)
Molecular function (GO): zinc ion binding
Source: RefSeq, a predicted model, not a curated record
AUAUAUUGGGAUCCGUGGGAGGGGCGUGGCUUAAAAUUUGACCGUCUGGUGGUAGAAAACCUAACUAGCGAUUGUAGGAUUAUAGUAUCAGCUGAUCCGUUAAAGUACACGUUGAUGUGAAUAAAAAGUAAUUAAUUGAGAAAUAAAAAUGCGUGUGUCUAUCCAAGAAAUAUGUAAAUUUGGUUCUUCUACCCCCAAUAGUAGAAACUUUAUUGGUGGCGAAAAUAUAAUUGAUCGUGGUCAUAUAUUAAAUUGUGGUAUCGUAAAUAAUAAUAGUGAGAGUGAUGUUUACCACCUUCUCGCAUUUUGUUUACAAACAACAAGUUUAAAAAAUGAACCUCACGAAAUAAAUGGCCAAAUUUCAAAAGAUGGCAAAAUAAUUGGUAUGAAAUGUUCAUGUAAAGCUGGAUUAGGAGGUACUUGCAAGCAUAUUGUGGGAGUACUUUUGUUCUGUAACCGAAAUGAUCUGGAGAGUUUAAAAAAUAUCACUUGCACAGAUAAAAAAUGUGUUUGGAGUGCUCCACAUAAAUCAGCCCUUGAAAAAUAUGAUAUGAAGCCUUUACUGGAGCACAAUUGUUUUGAUGUAAAAAAAAAAAAAAGUGUUGAGGGAAAAUUAAAAAAAAAUAAACUGCAAUUAGAGAACUCUGAAACUACGACACCUACAAAAGAAGCUGAUGAUAUGUCAUUGGCUUUAAAUACUUCUAAUCAAGUUGAUGGUACUGAUGAUGAUUAUGAAGAAAAUUUUCGUAAGAUAAUGGUUGAAGAUAACCCUUUAUCAGCGUUAGCAAAACAUAUGUCUGGAAGACAUGCAACUUUGCAAGAAAUUAAUCAUGAUGACAAUCAUAAUUUACUUUUACGCCCCGAAAACAUUGAAGCAAUUAUUAUUAAUCAAAAGACAUCACAAUUACUUACAGAUGUGAAAAAUUUUCAUAAAAUUGAUCCCAUUAACACUUGUUGUUCCGCAGUUUUUAAUCGAUUGUCUGCAGAUGCGAUAACGAUUUGUUCUAAAAGUACAGAGUUUUACUCUGUAUGGCUAAGUGAACGAGAAAAUCGUAUAACAGCCAGCAGAGCUUACUCAUUAUAUACUUACUUUUUUAAUAAAAAACCAGAUUGGAGAAAAAAAUCUACUGAUUAUUUCUAUAGCUCAUCAUUCAGUAAUGAAAAUACAAAAUACGGGUUAGAACAAGAAACUUACGCACGCGAAGCUUAUGAAAGUUGUAUGUCAAUGGAAGUCGUUCAAUGCGGUCUAGUUAUUUCGGAGUUAAAUCCUUGGUUGGGAUGUUCACCUGAUGGGAUUGUUUUUGAAAAUAAUAAACCAUGGAAACUUAUUGAAAUUAAGUGUCCCAAAGAAGGUAAAAAAAAAAUAUUGACGACACCGUAAAAUCAAUCAAGUGGCUAACUAACGAACAUGGUGCUUUAACUUUAAAAAAAAAACAUAUGUAUUUUGCGCAAGUUCAAAUAAGUAUGGCAAUACUUAAUUUACCCUCUACGGAUUUUAUCAUAUAUUCUUCUUUUGAUAAGAAUAUAAAAAUAAUACCUGUUCGA